AUGUCAAAUUCAGGUUCUAAUUUAUUAUCAUCAACUAAUAAAUGGCAUUCAACAGCAACACAUACUUCAUCUUCAAUUACAACUGCACAUGGUUAUCGUCAUCGUCCAUCGAUUCCUUUAUCAGAUAUUUCAGCAAAUAUGAAUACAGCAGCGAUGACAACUUUUUCAAGAAAAUGUGUUUAUGUUAAAGAAGUUAUUAGUGUUAAUAAUAGUGCAGCACAUUUACCAUUAGUAUCAUCAGAUAAUAGUAGUGCAAGUGAAUGUGAAAGUGGAGAAUUAAGUUCAGAUGAAUAUCCAUCACAAAUUAAACUUAAACCUAAAUCAAUUAUUUAUUAUCAAGAAAAUCUUUCAGAUCCAACAUAUGAAAUGGGAACAUUAGCACAAUUACUUAAUCAUUCAUUUUCUGGUCAUAAAGAUAUAUCAAUGGCAUCUCAAAAGUUUGUAUAUAUAUAUUUUUUUUUUUUCGAUUUGAUGAAAUCAGGAUAAAAAUUUAGACACACUUCCGCAUAGUUCGUGAUAGAAGUAAUCAUGAGAAUAUCAGAGGUCGUACAUCAAUAACAUCUCGUUAUAAUUAAUGAACUACUUCCUUACUGCAUCUCUGGAGGAUAUGUGUGCGAAAAUAGAUAGAAUAUAACAAUCUUUCGGUGAUUAGCAAUAGCAGUUGCAUGGUGUUUCACAUUUUAAUCCCACAAGGAUUGUGUUAAUAGUUUUUUUUUUUGAGAACCGAAAGGAUUUUAAGAGUUUUAAAAGCCAGAAAAUAAUAUUGACUUCAUUGUUAAGAUUUUUAGCUCAAAUUCCUAAAAUCUAAGCAUAUUUUGACGAAAAUAUAUCAAUUGAAGUUCUAAUGGUUUGAGAAAUUAAUCGACAUUCUGUUUGAUUGAUCAAAUAUAAUUAAGGUUAUGCCCUUCCCUUUCAUGUGGUAAUUGUAUAGUCUGAAGUAGUAUCGAAAAGAUUGUCUUUAAACAUUAAAAAAUUAAAUUUAUGUGGCAAAAAUAACGAAUCAUGUUUUUGUCAAACCAAAUUUUUCAUGAAAAAAAAAAGUAGAAAUGCCUCCGUAUCUCCGACCUGCUACGUCCGAUUGAAUUGAAACUUUUUUCAUCUAUACUAUACACUCUUUAAGAUCGGUAUUGGUUCUUUUUUUUUUUUAUUUCAAAAAAUAUUGUUCUACUGAUUUUUAGUAGAAGGAACAAUAAUUU
Molecule: messenger RNA, 1196 nt
Organism: Rotaria sordida
Lineage: Eukaryota; Metazoa; Rotifera; Eurotatoria; Philodinida; Philodinidae
Source: the annotation of a GenBank genome assembly